UCCAGUGAGUGUGAGAGCGACCUGAGCUGAGCGAGAGUGAACAGAGAGAGAAUAGGGAGGCUUGGAUUCUAACAGACUGAAUUGGGGACACGGACACUCACUGGAAUACUCCACCGCCUCCUCGGAACAAAUGGUUUGAAAGGAUAAACUCUUUAAAAGUUUGAAGACCCUCUCGGUGUGUGUGUGAGUGUGUGUUUGGGAUGAAGCGCCUGUGGGACAAACACUUCCCGUUGCUCAUCCUUCUCUACCUGGUAGGAGAUGUCACCUCACAGGUUAACCCAGGUGUGUGUCGGUACCCUCUGGGGAUGUCAGAAGGGCAGAUUCAGGAUGAAGACAUCUCAGCCUCCAGUCAGUGGUCUGAGUCUACUGCUGCUAGAUACGGCAGGUUGGACUUUGAGGAGGGUGAUGGUGCGUGGUGUCCAGAGAUAACCGUGGAACCAGACAGCCUGAAGGAGUUCCUCCAGAUAGACCUGCGUUCCCUCCACUUCAUCACCCUGGUGGGCACACAGGGCCGCCACGCAGGGGGCAUCGGCAACGAGUUCGCCCAGAUGUACAAGAUCAAAUACAGCCGUGACGGCAGCCGCUGGAUCUCCUGGAGGAACAGGCAGGGCAAACAGGUCAUUGAGGGGAACAGGAAUGCAUAUGACAUCAUGCUGAAGGACCUGGAGCCUCCGAUCAUCGCCCGCUUCGUGAGGUUCAUGCCCGUCUCAGACCACUCUAUGAACGUCUGCAUGAGGGUGGAGCUCUACGGCUGUGAAUGGCUCGACGGUCUGGUGUCCUACAACGCUCCAGCAGGAGAACAGAUGAGACUAGAGGGCCAGCCUGUCCACCUCAACGACUCGGUGUACGAUGGAGCCGUCAUCCACAGUAUGACGGAGGGGCUGGGCCAGCUGACUGAUGGGAUGUGUGGAUUAGAUGACUUCACCCACAGCCACGUCUACAAUGUGUGGCCUGGCUACGACUACGUAGGUUGGACCAACGAGAGCUUCCCCAACGGAUACGUGGAGAUCAUGUUCGAGUUCGACCGCGCACGCAACUUCACCACCAUGAAGGUGCACUGUAACAACAUGUUCAUGCAUCAUAUCAAGGCAUUCCGCCAGGUGGUGUGUUACUUCCGUUCCGAGGCUGACUGGGAGGCCACGCCCCUUUCCUUCAGCCCUGUGGUGGACGAUGUCAAUCCCAGCGCCCGAUUCGUCACCGUCUCUCUGGCCAAUCACAUGGCCAGUGCUAUCAAGUGCCAUUUCUACUUCGCUGACUCCUGGAUGAUGUUUAGCGAAAUCACCUUCCAGUCAGACACAGCCAUGUACAAUACUACCCUGGCUCCCCCCAAGACUGGCGGUGGCCCUCCCACCAGCACUCAACCAGGGGAUGACCCCACCCACAAAAUAGACGACAGCAACACCAGAAUUCUGAUUGGCUGCCUGGUGGCCAUCAUCUUCAUCCUCGUCGCCAUCAUCGUCAUCAUCCUCUGGAGGCAGGUCUGGCAAAAGAUGCUGGAGAAGGCCUCGCGGCGGAUGCUGGACGAUGAACUAACUGCUAGUCUGUCACUACAGAGCGAGACAUUCGCCUACAGCCACAACAACCCUUCAUCAUCGUCAGCACCCAGCGAGCAGGAGUCUAGCUCCACCUACGAGCGUAUCUUCCCCCUGGGCCCUGACUACCAGGAGCCUUCACGACUGAUACGCAAGCUGCCUGAGUUCUCCCACACCUCGGAGGAGGCCGCUUUGACCAGCACAGUGGUGGCAGCGACAGCCUCCAAGGCUCCCACGGCAACAUUUUCCCAGGACGGAGUCCCUCACUACGCCGAGGCAGACAUCGUCAACCUGCAGGGCGUAACUGGGGGCAACACGUACGCGGUCCCUGCUCUAACCAUGGACCUGCUGUCAGGGAAGGACGUGGCGGUGGAAGAGUUCCCCAGGAAACUGCUCACCUUCAAAGAGAAGCUGGGCGAGGGACAGUUUGGAGAGGUCCACCUGUGUGAGGCAGAAGGCAUGCAGGAGUUUAUGGAUGAGGAUUUCUCCUUCGACAUCAGUGACAACCAGCCAGUACUGGUGGCUGUUAAGAUGCUAAGAGCAGACGCUAACAAAAACGCCAGGAACGACUUCCUGAAGGAGAUUAAGAUCAUGUCUCGUCUGAAGGACCCUAACAUCAUCCGUCUGCUGGCCGUGUGUAUCUGCAGUGACCCCCUCUGCAUGAUCACAGAGUACAUGGAGAAUGGAGACCUCAACCAGUUCCUGUCCCGCCAUGAACCUGAGGGACAGCUAGCGCUCAUCAGCAACGCACCCACUGUCAGCUACAGUAACCUGCGCUACAUGGCCACUCAGAUCGCCUCAGGGAUGAGGUACCUCUCCUCGCUCAACUUUGUCCACAGAGACCUGGCCACGAGGAACUGUCUGGUGGGGAAGAAUUACACCAUCAAGAUCGCUGACUUUGGCAUGAGCAGGAACCUGUACAGCAGUGACUACUACCGCAUCCAGGGCCGGGCCGUGCUGCCCAUACGAUGGAUGUCCUGGGAGAGCAUACUGCUGGGAAAGUUCACCACAGCCAGUGAUGUGUGGGCAUUUGGGGUGACGCUGUGGGAGACCCUGACCUUCUGUAACGAGCAGCCUUACUCCCAGCUGACUGACGAGCAGGUCAUAGAGAACACUGGCGAGUUCUUCAGGGACCAGAAACGACAGAUCUACCUUCCCCAGCCAGUGCUGUGUCCUGACUCUGUGUAUAAGAUCAUGCUGAAUUGUUGGAGGAGGAACACCAAGGAGAGACCUUCCUUCCAGGAGAUCCACCGAGCGCUGCUGGAGAGCCAAGCUUAGGGCCAGUACCCCUGGGCCAGCACACACACACAUACAGACAGACGGCUGGAUGAAACGCAUCAACAACACAUUACACAGCCAUCAAAAGUUCAACUCAAUUCAACUAAUUAUGCACAGAAAAAGAAAGGCAAAAAUUACGAAUGGCUGUCAGAUUGUCUCAGAGAAGCCAAAGUGAAUUGUAGCAAUGAAAGUUCGGUACUUUAAAAAAGUUAUAAUUUAUUCGAAAUUGUACUAUAAAUGAGUGUAAAGUUCCCACCUUGUUUAAUGUAGUGUAUGGUAAUGUCACGUCUAUGAAUUAAAUUGUGUUUUCUUUAAGAAGACUGCUUGAAUGUAAAUAAGAAUGCAGUUUCAUUGAUGUCUUAAUUUAGCGAAACGUGUUCAUUUUUGAGAAAUUUUGAGAAUUGUUAUAUUUGAAAAGGUUAUUCAUCUGUUAGUCUGACAGUUUAUUCAAAGCCAACAGGGAUAAUUAUGUUUCCAUAAAAAUAAUGCAUUAUAAGACUUGUCAUAAGCAUGUAUGACUCAUGAUCCUGACUUAUUAUCAGCCUAUUUCAAUUAACAUUAUACCUAUUGGCUUUUGAUUAAAGAGUUACAAGUGAUGAACAAAUUCAUAACAUGGACAAUAACCAUAAUUCAACCAUGUCUCAACUGUACUACUCUGGCAUACACUCUGCUACAGUUGCUGCCAGUGAUAUUUGACCAAGAGUGCUCGGAGACAUCAAUGUGUAUGUACUUCUCAAAUAUUAAUAUUUUGUAUUGAUAUUUAUAUGUAUUGUUUAUUUGUUCUGUUUGCUUCUUGUUUAUAUAUUUGGGUACUGAUCAGCUUUUUAUUUUUGCAUGGGAAAAGUUGUACAUUCAAUUUUGUAGUUUUGUAUUUUGUUCAAUGUCUUUCGAGAGUCGUUUGAGAAAAUGGCAGUUAGCUUUGUGGGAGGUGGGGUGGAGGAUCUGCCUUCAAUAACAUUACAAAUGUUUGUCCUUGAGACACAUAAUCUAUUAUCAUUCAUAUAUGUGAACAAAAUCACUGUCCAAAUCAGAUCUGAGAUAAGCUGCAUUAGUGCUGGUCCAUGUUCUCUCCAUAGUGAUCAGAUUAUGGUGCUAAUCAGGAUCCAGACUGGAGGGGAGAUGAUGGGCCAACUGUAAGUGCAGAGGAGUCUUUGAAAAGUGAAAUGUAGGAAACUAUGCUUCUAGAGAGAAUGUUUUUUAAUGGUUAGUGUGUUUGCUACCUUUAUACAACGAAUGUUGUUCUAAGCUAUUUUUGUGUUGUAUUGAAAGUGCUAACAUUGACAGUUUUUCUGAACAAGAAACCAACUGUUUAUGAUGUAUCUCUGUUGAAAGAGAGCGAGAGCUGAACGGUUGUUAAAGGGUUUCUGAAUGGAAUUCAGGAUGAUAAUCAGUCAGAAGGAUUUCAGACAAUGUCAACUGCACAUGACAGUUGUUGUAACACAAGACAUUUACAAUAGUAGCUAUCAUGAUUAUGUUGUUACACCAAUACCUUGAAAGUCUUUAGGUUUGAACCCUAUAGCUUCUACAGUUGAAGUCGGAAGUUUACAUACACUUAGGUUGGAGUCAUUAAAACUAUUUUUUUCAACCAC
Coregonus clupeaformis (lake whitefish) is the source of this 4399-nucleotide messenger RNA. Its product is annotated as discoidin domain-containing receptor 2-like. The coding region runs from base 201 to 2810 and encodes 869 amino acids. The transcript is spliced from 17 exons. Gene Ontology annotation, biological process: multicellular organism development; cell surface receptor protein tyrosine kinase signaling pathway; positive regulation of kinase activity. The record is from RefSeq and is a predicted model, not a curated record. Gene Ontology annotation, molecular function: collagen binding; ATP binding; protein tyrosine kinase collagen receptor activity. Lineage: Eukaryota; Metazoa; Chordata; Actinopteri; Salmoniformes; Salmonidae. Gene Ontology annotation, cellular component: signaling receptor complex; membrane.